AGCAAUGUUUUGCCGUGCGGAGCGAUUCAUAAUAGCAAAAGAUUUUUCGAAAAGAUUUCGUGGAAGAAAUGGAAAGAUUGAAAUUGUUUAUGUUUCAAGAAAAAAUAAUAACGCAAGGAAAAGAAUUCUAAGAGGUUGAUACCAUACCUAAAUCCCAAGUCUUAUCGUGUCCACAUCACGGAUGAUUAUUUAUGAGCCGCUCAUUUGAAAAUCUACAGAUCGAAGGACGGUGAUAGAAAAAUAAAGGGAAGAUACUCCACGGUAAGCACGUGAGGACGCUCUCCUUAUAUAUUAACUCAGAGUGGAGAAGACUAUGCUAUUCAAAAGAUUAAAAAAAAAAAAAAAAGAAACUAAACUGCCAAAAAAGGGAAAAAAAGGAGGAAUGAAAAUCCGGCUUCAGGGCCGUCGUUGAACAUCUCGAAGAAGAAAGACCAACCAACGUUUCUGAGAAAGCAGCAGCUCCAAGCUCCACUGCGGAGGCGGUCAGGGCGAGAAGUUGAAACCUUAGUCUGCGUGGAUGGGCCAGUCUUCUUCGACGGCCGCAGUAUCGAGCGGUCGUGAAUCUAACCAUAGCCACGGUUCCAAAUCCAAAUCAACGGCUCUGAUCUCCCCUAUGCGAGAUGAAGAACCAAGCGACUGUGAAAUCAUCGAUGGAGAACCCGACUACAUCUCGGUUCUACCUGACGAGUGCUUGGCUUUCAUUUUUCAGUCCCUUAGCUCCGGCGAUCGUAAAAGGUGCUCUUUGGUAUGCCGCCGAUGGCUAAGAAUCGAGGGACAGAGCCGUCACCGGCUUUCUCUCAACGCUCAAUCGGAUCUCUUCCCUAUGGUACAUGCUCUCUUCUCACGCUUCGACGCUGUGACAAAACUUGCUCUCAAAUGUGACCGUAGAUCCGCGAGCAUCGGCGAUGAAGCCCUUCAAGCGAUCUCGUUCCGGUGCCGGAAUCUCACUCGCCUCAAGCUUCGUUCUUGCCGUGACGUUACCGACGCCGGCAUGGCAGCUUUUGCAAAGAAUUGUAAAGGUUUGAAGAAGCUCUCGUGUGGAUCAUGCACGUUUGGAGCAAAAGGUAUGAACGCAAUCCUCGAUAACUGUGCAUUUCUUGAAGAGUUAUCAGUAAAGCGGCUUCGCGGAAUCACCGAUGGAGCGGCGGCUGAGCCUAUUGGACCAGGUUUGGCCGCAUCUUCGCUCAAAACGAUAUGUUUAAAGGAGCUUUACAAUGGACAGUGUUUUGGUCCGCUUAUAAUCGGGUCAAAGAAUCUCAGAACUUUGAAGCUUUUCAGAUGCUCUGGUGAUUGGGACAAGCUUUUCGAAGUCAUUGCGGAUCGAGUAACCCAUAUGGUCGAGAUCCAUCUCGAGAGGCUUCAGGUAAGCGAUGUUGGCCUCUCUGCCAUUUCUAAUUGUUUGGAUCUGGAGAUUUUGCACCUUGUCAAAACCCCAGAGUGCACCAAUUUAGGGCUAGUUUCUGUCGCUGAGCGUUGUAAGCUCUUAAGAAAGCUUCAUAUUGAUGGAUGGAAGGCGAAUCGAAUGGGCGAUGAUGGAUUAAUUGCAGUAGCAAAGAAUUGCCCUAAUUUGCAAGAACUGGUACUGAUUGGUGUAAAUCCUACAACAAGUAGCCUAGAAAUGUUGGCUUCGAAUUGCCAAAAUCUAGAGCGAUUGGCACUUUGCGGUAGCGAUACUGUCGGUGACGCUGAGAUUUCAUGUAUUGCAGCCAAAUGUGUAGCGUUGAAAAAACUUUGUAUUAAAAGCUGCCCUGUUUCAGAUCAUGGAAUGGAAGCGCUUGCAAAUGGAUGCCCAAAUUUGGUUAAAGUGAAGGUGAAGAAGUGUCGAGGGGUAACUUGUGAAGGUGCCGAUUGGUUAAGAGCGAAUAGGGGAUCGCUAGCCGUGAAUUUAGAUAGCGGCGAAGGUGAGCAUCCGGAUGCAAGUGCUAGUGAUGGCGGAGCACAGGAAAAUGGAGUUGAAUUUACUCCUGUGCCUAGCCAAAUAUCGGUACCACCUAUUGCUUCAAGCAGAGCUGGGCGAUCAAUGUCUUUCAAAUCAAGAUUAGGGCUUUUUAGUGGGAGAAGUUUUGUGGUAUGCACUUUGAGAAGGUGGUCAAGCGGUAGUAGCAGUUCUCGAAGUUAAUUAGAUUAAGGACUGAUUUGAUUGGAGAUUAAGGACUGAUAUAAGUUUCAGAGCGGAAAAAUGGGUCCUGGGUCUUGGUAUGUUUGCGUUAUUUUCCAUUGUAUCUGAUUCCAUAUUUGAUGUACUGAAUUUGAUAUUGGGUGCUGUUUAUUACCUUUUCAACUGAAUCUUCUUCGUCAAAAAGUGAUCAUUUCUAA
Hevea brasiliensis (rubber tree) is the source of this 2316-nucleotide messenger RNA. RefSeq names its product F-box protein At1g47056. Gene Ontology annotation, cellular component: SCF ubiquitin ligase complex. Bases 518 to 2119 code for a protein of 533 amino acids. The record is from RefSeq and is a predicted model, not a curated record. NCBI's taxonomy places the organism in Eukaryota, Viridiplantae, Streptophyta, Magnoliopsida, Malpighiales, Euphorbiaceae. The transcript has a single exon. Gene Ontology annotation, molecular function: protein binding. Gene Ontology annotation, biological process: SCF-dependent proteasomal ubiquitin-dependent protein catabolic process.